Molecule: messenger RNA, 5813 nt
Organism: Cavia porcellus (domestic guinea pig)
Lineage: Eukaryota; Metazoa; Chordata; Mammalia; Rodentia; Caviidae
Product: ubiquitin carboxyl-terminal hydrolase 42-like
Biological process (GO): regulation of apoptotic process; protein deubiquitination
Cellular component (GO): cytosol; nucleus
Molecular function (GO): cysteine-type deubiquitinase activity
Source: RefSeq, a predicted model, not a curated record
AUGACUGUAAUUGGCAGAGCUGACUCUUCAGACCCAUCAGCCCGUCAGAAUCAGCCCGGCCGUUCCGAGGCAGUCUCCACUGGAGACGUGGACGCAGGCUCUGCCGGCUGGAGUGCUGUGUCUUCACUAAGUGAUGUUUCCAGUCACACACUUUCUUUAGGACCAGUGCCCGGGGCUGCUUAUUCAGAUUCGGCUGUCUCUGAUAGAUCAGAGCCAUCACCACCAAAGGAUCAAGGUGACAGCAUUGCGCUGCCACAGAAAGUUCUUUUUCCCUCGGAGAAGAUUUGUCUUAAGUGGCAGCAAACUCACGGAGUUGGCGCUGGGCUUCAGAACCUGGGCAACACCUGCUUUGCCAAUGCAGCGCUGCAGUGUCUGACAUACACAGCACCUCUCGCCAAUUACAUGUUGUCACAUGAACACUCCAAGAUAUGUCAUGCAGAAGGAUUUUGCAUGAUGUGUAUAAUGCAAGACCAUAUUACCGAGGCACUCAAUAAUCCUGGGGAUGUUAUUAAACCCAUGUUUGUCAUCAAUGAAAUGCAGCGCAUAGCCAGCCACUUCCAAAUUGGCGAGCAAGAAGAUGCCCACGAGUUUCUUCAGCACACGGUUGACGCCAUGCAGGAAGCGUGCCUCAGUGGCAGCAACGAGUUAGACAGACACACCCAGGCCACCACACUAAUUUGCCAAGUGUUCGGGGGAUACCUGAGAUCUAGAGUCCAAUGUUUAAAUUGCAAGGGUGUCUCAGAUACCUUUGAUCCAUAUCUGGAUAUUACCUUGGAGAUAAAGGGUGCUCGGACUAUCAAUGAGGCGCUGGCGCAGUUUGUGAAGCCGGAACAGCUGCAUGGAAACUGCUACCAGUGUAGCAAGUGCAAAAUCAUGGUUCUGGCUUCAAAGAAUUUUACCAUACAUCAGUCAUCUAACGUUCUUGUACUUUCUCUAAAACAUUUUUCAAAUUCCACUGGUGGGAAAAUUGCUAAGGAUGUGAAAUACCCCGAAUAUCUCGACAUUAGGCCAUUCACGUCACAGCCAAAUGGAGAACCCAUUGUAUACACUUUGUAUGCAGUGCUGGUCCACGCGGGAUACAACUGCGUGGGCUAUUACUUAUGUCACGUAAAAGCUAGCAAUGGCCUGUGGUACCAGAUGAAUGACUCCAAGGUAUCUCCCAGGGAUACUCGAUCUGUGCUAAACCAGCAAGCUUAUGUACUAUUUUAUAUAAGGACCAAUGAUGUGAAAAGUGGGAGUGAAUUUGCUAAGCAUCCCACCCACCGCCGUGGUCAGUCCUCUGUCCACCGGGUCACCAGUCCUCGGGGCAUCGCUAACAAGCAGGCUGCAGCAGGGCUUCCUGGACCACAGCUUCCCCCUCACCCGGUGAAGAAUUCACCCCGCUCCAGUGGGACCAGGCCACGGAAAGACCCAGCAAGGAGUUCCACACCAAGUCCCAGUGGAAGUCCCAGAGUCAAGAGGUGUGGUCCUGAUAAUAUUACUACUUCUGUCCAAAACUGGUCAGUUAACAGCCCCCGGAUUCCAGAACACCCUGAGGAACAAAAAAAUCACCAUUGGAAUCAUAAUAAACUGCCUGUUCUCCAAGCCAAAUCUAUCUGUCUAUCUGAAAAAUUACCUAUAGGAUAUGUUAAUUUGCCUUUGAGGAGAGUUCACCGUGUGACCAUUCAGCAUAAACGCUGCCUCCAGAUUUGCCAUCUGCGCUGUCGGGCUGCGGUGGUGACUGACUUUUGCACGGGGGCAGAUGUACUUCCUGAACCCUGUGGCACUGAGAAGGGAACACAGGACAGCAGCGCAACCACCCAGGAGGACAAAGUGUUGCUACCUGAGAGCCUGCAGGACUCUGGUCCAGCAGAGACAGUGGAGCAGCUGAGCCCAGCUUCCUCCACACAUCCAGAAGGUGGAUGGGAGCCUGAACUCUCGGUUUCCCUUAGUGGAGACCUGUGUAGUGACACAGAGGCCCUGUCCUGGGGCACAGAUGAAUCUGCUGAUGCACUGCCCUCUGCUCAGCCACAUAGGACCUCAGGUGCCCAUCCUGAAGGGGAUCCUGGACACAGUCAUGGGGAGAGGUGUGACAAAGAUAAAGCCUGCCAGAAGGUUCCGAAUUGCCUUCCAGUGAAAGGGAAAGUCGGCAGUCUUAAGAAAGUUGACCAAGGACAUUGCUAUAACCGUAGAGACCACUCCUCUGGUGGGGAACACAUGCAAAGAGGAAGAAGGAAGGAGCGGUCGACUGGGUGUCAUUGGCACAAAAAGCGGCGCUCCUACACCCGAAAGCACAGCGAACAGGAAUGCCACGCUGCUGUGCAGCCCCGCAGCAGGAGCCGGCACCCUCUGUGCUGUGGGGAGUCAGUCAGUCCUGGCAAGCGCUACAAUCUGGGAAGGUACAGCUGCCACCACUCCCGAACCAGGAGAGGGGCUGAGCAGGACUGGAGCCGAUAUCACCGCUCAGCCAGCGAGCACUCCUGGCUCCCAGAGAAGUGUGACCCCAAGAAGAUGCGGUGGGACCGGUGCAGGUAUUACCCCGACAGGUACACCCCAUAUGCAGGCAGGAAGCCCAAUGUGAAGGGACCACAUAAGGACUCCUCCUGGGCCAGGAAGGGCUGGGAGCCUCCUGCCCCGGUGAGGGAGCGGACCCACUUCCACAGCCCUUGCACAGGUGCUGCACCCCCUUUCCCUCUGCACCCCAAGCGCUACUCCCAGGAAGAAGCUGCCUUUGGAGCUGACGACAGUGGCUGUGGCCUGUCUGAUCAGUUUUAUGAACACAAAAGCAUGAAGUCACGCAAAUGCAGGUAUGAGAAUACAAAAAGUAAUGACAGUCAUGAGGAAAAGAAAGCCCACAGGAGCCUGCCCAAAGACCUGGAGGAGCCUAAGGCGAAGAAGCACAAAAGGUCAAAGAAGAAGAAGAAAUCUAAAGACCAACACCAGGAGCGUGACCACAGGCAUCGGCUGGAUUCAGAUAUUCUAGAUGCAUACUCCAAAGCUGACCUCUACAGACACAAAAAGAAGAAAAAGAAAAAGAAGAGGCACCUGGGGAAAGCAGAAUACUCUGAAAAAGAACCAGGACUGCACCUGCUGAAGGCCUCCAGCUACAGGAACAUCAGCUAGUUUGAGAGACCCAAGAGCAACUACCUGCUCACUGAUGGCCUGACUGUGGAGGAUACUGGAUCUUUCCCAAAGAAGAGCCAUGUAUUGGCAUGUAACCAGGGUAAGAGGAGAUUCUUGGAACUCCUCAGAAGAGAAAAACUCUGACAAGGUUUUGAAGUGGUGACUGACACACAGAGACAGUAACUGAGGUGGCCUGAAAGGGUGCGUGAGUGAUACAGGGCUCCUGCCUUGUCCACCUUGACUCCCAGGCUCUGAGCCACUCAUUGUCUCUGUGUAGUUUGGGUGCCUGACACUGAUCCCUAGCACCAAAGGAUGGUUACGUGGAAGUGGAAUUUAUGACCCUGGAAUUUAGGCACUCUGGGUGUCUGUGUAUGUGCUCCCAAGAUAGAACUUUUUUGUGUUUUUCAUGCAUUUUUGAAAGCGAUGCUUUUGCAGCGUUUGCUUUACUCUCCUGAUUCCUUAAAGCAUCCAGAGUGUAUCCUAGCUCAUAAUUUGAUGAUCUGGGCCAUUAGAAAUCGUAGUGGUCUCCUCUGCCAGGGGUGCCUUUGAGGCUCCUGGCCUGCUAUCCCACUCUGGGCUCCCGGGCAUCUCGGAUUCUUGUGUGUAGACUGCUCUUUGUGCUCUGAUUGCAGUGGGGCAGCCCCUCCCCCUUUGUGACUGGUUCCCUGAGGAGGAGCCCUGAGAAGCUUGUUAAGAGUGAAAGUGAUGGGAGUUGGGGCCGGGGCACAGGUUGACAAGCUGCGUCUCGAAGGCCAAAGCCGGCCCUGUGCCUAUCGCUCAUCACCUGUGAGGAGCACUAAGCAGGGACAGAGAAGGCAUUGAAAUCCUGAGGAAAACCUAAUUCCCUGGUGUUGAGCUGUGGAAAGAGCAGCAGGAGUGGGGGGCACUGAACUCCAAGCCAGCACUGGAGAGCGCGGAGACUGGGGCAGCCUCAGCAAGGGAAGUGCAGGGCUGGUUCCUCUUGCCUCCCUCACUGGAAGAAGCCAGCAGCGCCCCCCAUCUGAAUCAGCAGUCAUUGGAUAAGCAUCUGGGAUGAGAAGCUCAUGUGUGUCCCCUACCCAGGCAGCAGAGCCCAUCCCAGGAGCUCAGGGCCUAGGCCUAGAGGUCACGCUGGGGCUGGGUCACAGCCCUCACCUGACACGGCCGCUCUGUUGGGAUGAGGUCCGAGUGUCUUAGAGCAGAGCCUUCAUGGUGUCCAGGCUGUGUCUGAAUCACUUGUAUUCUGUGGUCCUGGAAGGUGGGGACUUGUGUUUCAUGCUGUGCACUUGUGGAGGUAAAGGGAGUGGUGAACCAUUUAAGCCACGAAAGCAAACUGUUUUGUGUCUCAUACCCAAUCGCGAGGGUGAUUUCAAAUGAACUUCAAGGCAAAUUAUCUAUAGAAGACCAGUAUGCAGUAAUUAACAUGCUUUAUCUGUGUGUCCUCAAGGGAAAGCACUAACUCUGAGGAACUAAGCUCUUCCUGAGGAUUGGGAAGGCUUAGCCACAGUUGGGGUUCAGGCUGGGCGGGUACAGCAGGGCCCAGCAGAUGGCGCUUCCCUGGCAGGGCCACCAGCGGUUCCUCUGCAGCUGCCUGGCAUCCCUGGGUUUCUCUACUGCCAUUCAGGAAGGCAGUGAUGGCUUCAAGGGAAAAGAGCUUCCCAAAGACCAAGGGUACCUGCGGACAGGGUGAGACAGAAAGGGGGGCCUGGCUUCCUGGGGUCUCUGCCUUCAACUAAUGCUUGUGCCUCCUCUUUCAGAUUCAACAUGCUCCAAAGAGGUCAUGCCACCUCAGCCUAAAUGUUAAAGAAAAAUUUGUGCAAGUCUGCAUGGUACUUCCUUGCUAAGUACCAUGCAGGUUUUACCUUGCUUUUUUUGUUUGUUUGUUUAGUUUGGUUUUUGUUGGUGUUAUUUUUUUAGUUUUAACCUUGUCUUAAUCACUCUUAUUCCAAAAGAAUAAAUACUUUCUAGAAUUGCUGACUAUUGUAAGAUAUAGUGUAUAUAAAUCACAUUGAAAAUAAUGACCUGGAAUAGAAUGUGUUAGAUGCUGCUUGAUUCCAGAUUCUGUUUGGUUACUUGUAUUUCAUGUAAUGUUCUUCCAAGUUAGAAUCUGGUGCAAGGCCAACUGGGAAUACAUGAAAUUAUUUAAAAAUGCAAACUGACAGUGCACAUAUUUAAAAGUUUGUAAGCUCUCAACAGGGCAGUCUGUUUUCUGUGAUGUCUGAUUGUAGACAGUAAUUGGCUUCCUAUUUUAGUUGUGUUCCAGAUUUGAAAAUGUGUUUUAUAGACAAGUUCUGUUUAUUAACUUUGUGGGACUUUUCCUACUUAUGAUGAGUAUUCACAUAAUGAAUGUUUAGUCCAAAGACUUGUAAAGCUCACAGUGUUUUUAUUAUGUAAAACUUUUAUACUGUCUCGUCACUUGUGUGAUAUUAGAGUCUGAGUUGUCAGCUUGAGUCCCUUAAAGUUUCUAGUAAUAGACAAUAUCAUGCUGUGAUUUUAUUUUUAAUAUGGAUAUGCUAUCACACUCAAACUUUACUGGUCCUGCAUCAGGACAUGGAGUAGGGAAAACUGUAUUUAAUACAGAAUGAAACUGUUUCUAUCUGAAUAAUCUGUAUGGUUUAGACAGUUUGUGUUGUUCAGAGAUGUGUAAAGUUUGAUCUUAGUGUUAUGAACUAUUUAAAAAGCACUUGCCCCCUGUAAAUAUACAGCAUGUAAAUGACAGGAAAUUAAACACU